Molecule: messenger RNA, 1160 nt
Organism: Camelina sativa (false flax)
Lineage: Eukaryota; Viridiplantae; Streptophyta; Magnoliopsida; Brassicales; Brassicaceae
Source: RefSeq, a predicted model, not a curated record
AUGACAAAUAUUUAACACUCUCAUAAAAAAACGCUUUAAGACCUGAAGAUGUGCAAAACAAUAUGCUCUUUUUUAGCCAGAAUCUGAGUUUUUUUGCCAUCCGGAGUAAGCUAAGAGAACCCACUUUUUGUUCCCUACUUUUUAUCCAAAAGCAAUGGGGUUUUAGUAUUUUAUUCGGAAAAUGAAGGGCCUGAACCAAAAUAUAAACCAUUUCUAGACAAUAAUACACAUUUGGCAAAACAUAUUUCAAGAAAAAAAAAAAAGGUAAAGUCUCUGAAUGGCUUCGUUGCGGCAAAAGAAGAAGCAACAUCCGGCGAAGAGGGCAUGGAAAAAUUUCACAAACAUGGUCAAGUCCAAAUUUAGAGACAUGGAGAUCGCUUCAUCGGUCAGAGAAUCAACGGCUCGUGUCUUCCGGUUCAUCUCUCGCCGUCUCAUCGUUCCUUUUAGAACAAGGUACCUCCAAAACAAUAGGUAUACGGACAAAUACUACUACAGCCGCAACGAAAGUUCCCGGCAGUUUCUCAACUUCUCCUCUCGAUCUCUCACUAAACCAAAACGUCGUCACUAUGGAUACGAGGAUGACUAUUACUCUCAAAUCUAUCAAUACCAAAGCCAAAGCCAAACACGUGGCGAUGGGACGAGUGGUAGCAAAUCGAAAGUUGUGGGGACAAAAGAGGAGAAAAAGGAAGAAGACGAAGAUGGGAUGCCGGAGAUUGCUGAUUCGAUGGAAGAUGCUUGGAGGAGAGUGGUGGCUGCGUCGCCGCAUUUGCAGGUUGACGAGAGAGCCGACGAGUUCAUCUACAAGUUUAGAGAAAGUAUGAAGAUAGAGAAAGAGAGGUCGUUUCUUGAAUACCAAGAAAGGUUAAAACGAAGUGCUUGAUCGAUCACUCUCAUCGUGAUUGUGUCCGAUGAUGUCCUUCUUCUGAUUUCUCUUGAUCAAAUUUUCUAAAAGAACUUUGUUUUUUUUUUUUUCACAUUUUUUCUUCUUUGUUAAAAAAUUCGUGAAUUUUCAAAAGUGUUAACAAACUCUUUUCUUCAUUUUGUUUUUCCGUUGUAAUGUGAAUACAUAUGGCUCACCGUUCUAAAUUUUUUGUGAAUGUAUAAACAUUCUUCUUCUGCAUAGAUAAUUUCACUUCAAUAUAAUACUUUUAUUAAGCAAA